Molecule: messenger RNA, 3006 nt
Organism: Heterocephalus glaber (naked mole-rat)
Lineage: Eukaryota; Metazoa; Chordata; Mammalia; Rodentia; Bathyergidae
Gene: Uap1l1
Product: UDP-N-acetylglucosamine pyrophosphorylase 1 like 1
Biological process (GO): UDP-N-acetylglucosamine biosynthetic process
Molecular function (GO): UDP-N-acetylglucosamine diphosphorylase activity
Source: RefSeq, a predicted model, not a curated record
UCCGGGUCUUGUGAUGCUGGGCCGACGGAGCGCGCGGGUCACGAGUUCUAGCUCAGCGCGUGGCCUCGGCGACAUGGCCACCGAGGCGGACGUGCGCGCCCGACUGCAGCGCGCGGGCCAGGGCCACCUGCUGCGCUUCUGGGCCGAGCUGGGCCCGGGGCCGCGCGCCGCGCUGCUAGCGGAGCUGGCGCCGCUGGAGCCUGACGCACUACGCGAGCACUGCGCCUCGGCGGCUGAGGCCUGCGCGCGCGCCCCCGGCCCCACGCCCGGCCUGGCCGCGCGCCUGCGGCCCCUGUCCCCAGAGCGCGUGGGCAGCGCCAGCCGAAGCGACCCUGAGACGCGCCGGCGCUGGGAGGCGGAAGGUUUCCGCCAGAUUGCCCUGAACAAGGUGGCCGUGCUGCUGCUGGCUGGCGGGCAGGGUACCCGUCUGGGCGUCACCUACCCCAAGGGCAUGUACCAGGUGGGGCUGCCCAGCGGGAAGACCCUGUACCAGCUGCAGGCCGAGCGGAUCCGGCGCGUGGAGCAGCUGGCUAGUGAGCGCCACAGAACCCGCUGCACCGUGCCUUGGUACAUCAUGACUAGCGAGUUUACGCUGGGACCCACGGCCAAGUUCUUCAAGGAGCACGACUUCUUCCACCUGGACCCUGCCAACGUGGUCCUGUUCGAGCAACGCAUGCUGCCCGCCGUCUCCUUCGAGGGCAAGGCCAUCUUGGAGCGGAAAGACAAGGUUGCCAUGGCCCCAGAUGGUAACGGGGGUCUGUACCGCGCUCUGGCGGACAACCAGGUCCUAGAAGACAUGGAGCGUCGUGGAGUGGAGUUCGUGCACGUGUAUUGUGUGGAUAACAUCCUGGUGCGGCUGGCCGAUCCAGUCUUCAUUGGCUUCUGCGUGCUGCGGGGCGCGGACUGUGGUGCCAAGGUGGUGGAAAAGGCCUACCCGGAGGAGCCUGUGGGCGUUGUGUGCCAGGUGGACGGUGUCCCCCAGGUGGUGGAGUACAGCGAGAUCAGCCCUGAGACUGCAGGGCUGUGUGGGGCCGACGGGCGCCUACUCUACAAUGUGGGCAACAUCUGCAACCACUUCUUCACCCGAGGAUUCCUGCAGAGGGUCACCAGGGAGUUUGAGCCUUUGCUGAAACCACAUGUGGCUGUGAAGAAGGUCCCGUACGUGGAUGAGGAGGGAAAUCUGGUAAACCCGCUAAAACCGAAUGGGAUAAAGAUGGAGAAGUUUGUGUUUGAUGUGUUCCAGUUUGCUAAGAACUUCAUGGCCUUUGAAGUAUCUCGCGAGGAAGAGUUUUCCCCGCUGAAAAAUGCUGCCACAGCGACCAGGGACAACCCUUCCACUGCCAGGCGGGCCCUGCUCACUCAGCACUACCAGUGGGCGCUGCAGGCUGGGGCCCACUUCCUGGAUGCACACGGGGCCCAACUUCCUGAGCAGCCCAUCUUGCCCCAAAAUGAAGACCCUCCUGCCAUUUGUGAGAUAUCACCCUUAGUAUCUUACUCUGGAGAGGAUCUGGAAGCCUGUCUUCAGGGCCACAAGCUCUGGUCCCCAUUCAUCCUGAACGAGGACCAGGCCAGGGUGCUGAGGACCCAGGAGGCCUGACCUGCUCCCAGACUGGCCAGCUGGUGGUCCUCAGGUUGGGGCAAAGCCCUGGCCCCGCUCCGGGUUUGCAUCUCCAGUCUGCAAGACAGAAGGGAACCUGCCGGCUUACCCCACAAGGCUGGGACCUCUCCCACCACUCACAGACAUAUAAGCGAUGGGCAAUCUGCUGUGGGCCCUUUGGCUGCAUUUCUGACUGAGACUCAACUGAGAGGCGGAGGGUUUGGGGAGUGGGAGUGGGCGAGAGGAAGCCGUAUCAUCCUGGAGGAGCUGCAGUGGGGAAGCCAGCCCUGGUGUCUUGAGGGCCCCACGUUCUCCAAGGCAGAUGAGAAGGUGCACAGUCCCGGCAGCCGGGCACCAGGCACUGGCUCCAGUUCUCAGGUCCACCGCCCAGGGCAUGAUUGAGGCAGCCCCCUCGCCUGGGCAGCUGGACCGGCCACCGGGGAGAGGGGGAUAGUCUUACCUGCAUCCCCGGCUGAGGCCACAGGCGCUGCCCAGCUGUCCAGGCUGCCCUGCAGGAGCCCGCCCUGCCUCCAGAUUUCUCCCAAGGACUCAGCCUCUCAGCUGUUGGGCAGUUUGCUGAAUUCAAGGGCUUUCCCCAAGAACCUGAGACAAAUACUGUGGCCCCCUGGUUGAUUUGGUUUUCAUCCCCUCACCUACCUGCCUGUAGCUUCUGACAGAUCUUGGUGCUCCAGGUCUUCCCAAGCUCCCCAUGCUGGACAUGCAGCCUUGGUAUGUGGUGCCCUGGCCCUGCACCUGGACCAGGCUCUGACUCUUGUGCGGCUGCUCUGAAGGGCAGCGCCUCUUGCUCACCUGUGUUCCUGAGAGAAGGCACUGGCACUCCCUUCCCCAAGAACAGCUACAAAGCUAAGUCUCGGCCACCGGCCCCAAGCUUGUCCCCAACAGGAGAGGGUGUGAGCCAGAAGGAUGCCUUCGCCCAGUGGCCUGGAGUCCAGGAGCCCAGCUGAGGGCCGGGGUCAGGCCACACUAGCCAUGAUGGCACCGUCACCUCGGCUCUGCCAGGAGCACAAACCUCGAAGGCACAGAGGGCUUGCACCGAGUAUGAUGCGGACCCCUCGCCCGGGCCAUCUCCCACCUGCUCCUCCGCCUCGCUCCAGUUUUGCAAAUUCUGCUUGUGAGUGCAGUGAGGAGUGCUUAGCUUGUGCCUUUGCACGGUUCCAGGGAGAUGCCAGGCGGCCUUCAGAGUCUGCCAUUCAUCCCAUAACGUGGGGGUCCAGGGUUCCCAGGCGGCUCGCGGCGUUCCCGCCUUGCAGAGCUCUCCCUCAGGCCGCCCCUCCUCACGAACACCCAUCGCCCCUGACCCCACACUGUCCCGAGCAAACGACUUGAAAGUUGUCGAUCUUCACUCCUGCAGACGGACACACGGAAUAAACUCGGGAGCCCUGACUGAC